AUGACGCCGAAUCUCUUCCUCCUUGCUGCAGACAACAGCCCAUCUCUUUUGCCUCUUCUGAGAGAGAAUCUCGAGAUUUCAAAGUCGCAAGACGAGCACGGCUACUCUUUGGUCCAUGCUGCUGCAAGCUACAACCAUCUUGAUCUCCUUCGAGCAUUGAUAACCGAGCUAAAAGUCGAUAUUAACAUCAAGGACGAGGAUGACGAAACUGCUCUCUUCGUGGUUGAGACCCUCGGCGCGGCCAAGGCUUUGGUUGAGCUUGGCAUCGACGUCCAGCACAAGGGCCUAGAGGGACUCACGGCCGCACAGAAGAUUGAGGCCGAGGCUGAUUUUCCAGACGUGGCGACUUACUUGAACUCUCUCAACCUCGGCCAAGAUACUCAGCAAACUAUAUCGGGUGCCGCCUCACUGUCAUCGGGGCUCGCGCCUCCCCCGGACGGCAUGCAAUUUACAUUCGGAGCCAUAAACGAAGCGGAGGUUCCAACCGAGGUGGAUCAGGAAUUUCAGCGUCGGAUAGAGGAGUUCGCCCAACGCGACGACUUUAACACACCAGAGGGUCAGGCGGAUCUCAGAAGACUUGUCAAGGACGCCAUUAUGGAGCAAGGUCUCGGGGAAGAGAGAAGCACUAAGCCGAGGCGAGUAUGA
Messenger RNA from Cordyceps militaris CM01, 645 nucleotides. RefSeq names its product ankyrin repeat protein. The transcript has a single exon. Bases 1 to 645 code for a protein of 214 amino acids. NCBI's taxonomy places the organism in Eukaryota, Fungi, Ascomycota, Sordariomycetes, Hypocreales, Cordycipitaceae. The record is from RefSeq and is a predicted model, not a curated record. Gene Ontology annotation, molecular function: protein binding.